Molecule: messenger RNA, 1926 nt
Organism: Penicillium argentinense
Lineage: Eukaryota; Fungi; Ascomycota; Eurotiomycetes; Eurotiales; Aspergillaceae
Product: Lipopolysaccharide-modifying protein
Exons: 1
Coding region: 1-1926 (641 amino acids)
Source: RefSeq, a predicted model, not a curated record
AUGCUUGGCGCCACCAGCUUCGCCGGCCGGCGCAAGACCAUCUACUUGUAUCUGGCCGGCGCUGCGACCGUGAUUUGUUUCUUGAACCUCGUCUUCCUCACUCACGCCGUCGAUGAAACAACCAUCCGCAUCCCGGGCCUGUCGCUGCUCCGACCCGCACGUCCCCACCUCGUGGGCGAAUUUGCGCGCGACCAACACCCGAUCGGCCAGCUCAUGAAGGAAGCCGAUCGCCAGUGGGAACAGUACAAUCAGGGUCGUUCUUCGAAUUUCUCCCAGACCGUGGCCCGCUACCGUGCGACUUACGGACGUCAUCCGCCACCCGGUUUCAAGGAAUGGUAUCAGUUUGCAAGAAAGAACCAGGUCUACAAUGUAGACGACUUCCAACAAAUCCACGAUGAUCUCCGACCGUUCUGGGCUAUUCCACCCGAUGAAAUCCGGCAGAUGGCCGCCCGGCUGCAGACAAGUGACAGCAUCGCGGGCAUGCGCAUUCGGGACCAAAAGGUCGUGUCCAAGUCGGGAGGCUGGCGAGCGGAAACCCUCGCGCAGUCGGUGGGACGUCUCGCCAAAUACCUGCCCGACAUGGAUGUUGCGAUGAACACCAUGGACCAACCUCGGGUCAUGGCCACCUACGAGGAUAUCCAGAGUUACCUGAAAAUUGAAGAAAGCACCCGAAGCCUCCCCGGGGACGCACAGGACCAGUUCACCUCGGAUAUGCCGCAUUUCUACGAUGAGAAUGCGACCGUCAAUGAGGAAAUCGACCCGGGAUGGUUCUCUGUGGCGGGCCAGCCAUACGUGAACUUCUCUCGGGAAUCUUGUCCGCCCGAAUCGCCUGCGCGAAACGAGAAGUUGAAUUCCGAAGAUGCCGAUAAGCUGUACAAGUCCAGCUUUGGAGGUUUUGUCUCCAAUUUCACAGGUUCCACUGACCUCUGUAAUGUCGGACCGGUCCUCGGCGAUAAACAUGGCUUUCUCUUCUCGGCGUCCAGUAACAAGAUCACCAGGAAGCUCGUUCCGGUCUUCAGCGAGUGCAAGGUCAGUGUCAACAAUGACAUCCUUUUCCCGGCCAAUAUGUACUUCCUGAAGGACGAGCGGUAUUUUUACAACAACAAGAAUGACUACGAAUGGGAAAACAGGGUUGAUUCGAUGUUGUGGCGUGGUGUCACGUCGGGCGGCGUUCAAGUCGCUGACAAUUGGCACCGCUUGCAUCGUCAGCGGUUUGUGAAGAUGACCAAUGCCACGGAAAUGAAUAACCAGACCGUUUCGAUCCUUGUCAAGGACGACAAGAACCACUACCAGCUCUUGCCCGACUACCAUCCUUCUGAUUUUGCCGCAUCUCACUUCGAUGUCGGAUUUACCGAGGCCUGGGGAUGUAUUCCCGACUGCUCUUUCUACGAAGGUGUAUGGACCUACAAGGACCAAAAGCCAUUCAGCGAGCAAUUCAAGUCGAAGUACCUGGUCGACAUCGAUGGCCACAGUUUCUCUGGCCGCUGGCGCGCUUUCCACCAGAGCAGAUCGCUGGGCAUCAAGGCAACCAUCUUCCGCGAGUGGCACGACUCCCGCCUCUUCGCCUGGCGCCAUUUUAUCCCGAUGGAUAACCGGUUCACAGACCUUUAUGCCCUCAUGACCUACUUCAUUGGGCUGGAGUCUCCCGCAGCCGCAAAUACCUCCUUGCCUCAUGGCUCCAUGGCCCCCCAGCACGACUUUGAAGCCGAGGUGGUCGCCACCCAAAGCCGAGAGUGGGCCCAGCAUGCGCUGCGCGACGAGGACCUGGAUAUCUACCUUUACCUGCUCCUUCUGGAGUAUGGGCGCAUCAUCGAUGACAAUCGUGAUCAUAUCGGGUACAGUGGCGAUGGAAGUGAGCUGGCCCACUUUGACGCUCAAUACCCGUUCCCUCCUACACUACAGCCCCUGGUCGGAGGAAAACUAUAG